AUGUCUACGUUAGAAGAAUUGAAUAACCAAAGUCAGCCAGAUGAUGAUGAUAUCGAUCAAGAAUUUUUCAAUCUAUCAGCUUCCGAACUAACUACUCGUGCGAAGUUGCUAGAUAACGAAAUUAGGAUAUUCAGAUCCGAACUACAACGUUUGUCUCAUGAAAACAGUCAGAUGCUAGAGAAGAUUAAGGAUAAUCAAGAAAAGAUCAAGAAUAACAAACAAUUACCGUAUUUAGUGGCGAAUGUUGUUGAAAUUAUGGAUAUGGAUGAAUUACAGGAUUCCAACGAGAUUGACACUCAAGGCGGUAAUGUCAAUUUAGAUAAUGCCGCUAAGGGUAAAGCUGCUGUAAUCAAGACUUCUUCCAGACAAACGGUGUUCCUACCUAUGGUAGGAUUAGUGGAUCCAGUAAAGCUUAAACCAAAUGAUUUAGUUGGUGUAAAUAAAGAUUCAUAUUUGAUUUUGGAUACAUUACCAUCGGAGUUUGAUUCUCGUGUCAAAGCUAUGGAAGUUGAUGAAAAACCAACAGAAACAUAUUCGGAUGUGGGUGGAUUAGAUAAACAAAUAGAGGAAUUAGUGGAGGCUAUUGUUCUACCAAUGAAGCAAGGUGAAAAAUUCAAAGAUAUGGGUAUUAAGGCUCCAAAGGGUGCUUUGAUGUACGGCCCUCCAGGUACAGGUAAGACCCUUCUUGCUAGGGCCUGUGCCGCUCAAACAAAUGCCACUUUCUUAAAGCUAGCUGCACCUCAGCUUGUUCAAAUGUACAUUGGUGAAGGUGCAAAGUUGGUACGUGACGCAUUUGCAUUAGCUAAGGAAAAGGCACCUACUAUCAUUUUCAUCGAUGAAUUAGAUGCCAUUGGUACAAAACGUUUCGAUUCCGAAAAAUCUGGUGAUAGAGAAGUACAAAGAACAAUGUUAGAGUUGCUAAAUCAAUUGGAUGGAUUUGGCUCUGAUGAUCGGGUUAAGGUGUUGGCUGCUACCAAUCGUGUUGAUGUUCUAGAUCCGGCCUUAUUAAGAUCUGGUAGACUUGAUAGAAAAAUAGAAUUCCCACUCCCUACAGAAGAUGCAAGAGCUCAAAUUCUACAGAUUCAUUCCAGAAAAAUGACAACUGAUGAUUCUAUCAAUUGGCAAGAACUCGCUAGAUCUACAGAUGAAUUCAAUGGUGCUCAAUUGAAAGCCGUUAGUGUCGAAGCUGGUAUGAUCGCAUUAAGAAACGCUCAAUCAACAAUCAAGCACGAAGAUUUCGUUGAGGCUAUCGGUGAAGUACAGGCAAGAAAGUCUAAAUCCGUUUCCUUUUAUGCAUGA
Kluyveromyces lactis is the source of this 1299-nucleotide messenger RNA. RefSeq names its product proteasome regulatory particle base subunit RPT5 (gene RPT5). The transcript has a single exon. The record is from RefSeq and is a predicted model, not a curated record. Gene Ontology annotation, cellular component: proteasome regulatory particle, base subcomplex. Gene Ontology annotation, biological process: proteasome-mediated ubiquitin-dependent protein catabolic process. Gene Ontology annotation, molecular function: proteasome-activating activity; ATP hydrolysis activity; ATP binding. The coding region runs from base 1 to 1299 and encodes 432 amino acids. NCBI's taxonomy places the organism in Eukaryota, Fungi, Ascomycota, Saccharomycetes, Saccharomycetales, Saccharomycetaceae.